Cavia porcellus (domestic guinea pig) is the source of this 3074-nucleotide messenger RNA. RefSeq names its product ankyrin repeat and kinase domain containing 1 (gene Ankk1). Lineage: Eukaryota; Metazoa; Chordata; Mammalia; Rodentia; Caviidae. The transcript is spliced from 8 exons. Gene Ontology annotation, molecular function: protein kinase activity; protein binding; ATP binding. The record is from RefSeq and is a predicted model, not a curated record. Gene Ontology annotation, cellular component: cytoplasm. Gene Ontology annotation, biological process: protein phosphorylation; regulation of cell cycle process. The coding region runs from base 69 to 2369 and encodes 766 amino acids.
CAGGCUGCUGGCUGGCAGACACGCAGGAGUGCCCGGCCAGCCGAGGUGCCAGCGCAGACCCUGGCCCCAUGGCUGCUGGGUCCAUGGAGCAGCGGCUGGGCAGCCUCACCAUCUUCACCCAGGAGGACUUCGAGGACGAUUGGCGGCAAAUAGCCAGUGGUGGCUUCAGUCGAGUGUUCCAGGCGAGGCACAGGCGCUGGAGGACUCAGUAUGCCAUCAAGUGCUCCCCCUCCCCACAGCAGGAUGAUACCAGCUCGGAUGUGAAUAGCCUCAUUGAAGAAGCAGCCAAAAUGGAAAAGAUCAAGUUUCAGCACAUCGUGUCUAUCUACGGGGUGUGCAAAGAACCCCUGGGCAUUGUCAUGGAGUUCAUGACCGGGGGCUCCCUGGAGAAGAUGUUACCCAGCCACAGCCUCAGCUGGAACCUGAAGUUCCGCAUCAUCCAUGAGACCAGCUUGGCCAUGAAUUUCCUCCACAGCAUUAAGCCUCCUCUGCUCCACCUGGACCUCAAGCCAGGCAACAUCUUGCUGGACAACAAUAUGCAUGUCAAGAUUUCAGACUUUGGCCUGUCCAAGUGGAUGGAGCAAUCAACCCGGAUGCAGUACAUUGAGAGGUCGGCUCUGCGGGGUACCCUCAGCUACAUCCCCCCUGAGGUGUUCCUGGAGAGUAACAAGACCCCAAGGCCCAGCUACGAUGUGUACAGCUUUGGGAUUGUCAUCUGGGAGCUCCUCACUCAGAAGAAACCGUACUCAGGACUCAACAUGAUGACCAUCAUCAUCCGAGUAGCAGCAGGCCUGCGGCCCUCCCUGCAGCCUGUCUCCGAUGAGUGGCCAGGCGAGGCCCAGCAGAUGGUGGCCCUGAUGAAGCGCUGCUGGGACCAGGACCCCAAGAAGAGGCCGUGCUUUCUAGACAUCACAGUCGAGACAGACAUGCUGCUGUCCUUGCUCCAGAGUCCUGUGGCAGACCCUGAGGUGGAGGCCCUGGCCAGGAAGGUGUCCUGUAAACCAUCUCUACGCCACCGGGCCCAGCAGGUCAGCGAGGAAGCCAACCAGGAGCUCACAGACAGCGAUUCGGGAGACUGUCUGAAGCGGGCUUUGCAGCUCUCUGACAGUGAGAGCUUGGUCCCCAGCGACGAAGAGCUGCGCAUUUACCAGAACAAAGUCACACCCCUGCACUUCCUGGUGGCUCAGGGCAGUGUGGAGCAAGUGAGGCUGCUGCUGGCCCACGAGUUUGAUGUGGACUGCCAGACAGCCUCCGGCUACACACCUCUGCUCAUCGCUGCCCAGGACCAGCAGGCUGAGAUCUGCGCUCUGCUCCUGACCCACGGUGCUGAUGCCAACCUGGUGGACGAGGACGACUGGGCCCCACUGCACUUUGCAGCUCAGAAUGGGGAUGACCGCACUGCCCGCCUGCUCCUGGACCACGGGGCCCUUGUGAAUGCCCAGGAGCAUGAAGGCUGGACCCCCCUUCACUUGGCUGCACAGAACAACUUUGAGAAUGUGGCACGGCUUCUGGUGUCCCGUCACGCUGAUCCUAACCUGCGUGAAGCUGAGGGUAAGACCCCGCUCCAUGUGGCUGCCUAUUUUGGCCACGUCAGCCUGGUCAAGCUGCUGACCAGCCAAGGAGCUGAGCUGGAUGCUCAGCAGAAAAACCUGAGGACACCACUGCACCUGGCAGUGGAGCGAGGCAAAGUGCGGGCCAUCCAGUACCUGCUGAAGAGCGGAGCGUCCCCAGAUACCCUGGACCAGAGUGGUUAUAGCCCACUGCACACUGCCACUGCCCGGGGCAAGUAUCUCAUCUGCAAGAUGCUGCUCAGAUAUGGGGCCAGCCUGGAGCUGCCCACUCAGCAGGGCUGGACGUCCCUGCACCUAGCAACCUACAAGGGCCACUUGGAGAUCAUACACCUGCUGGCUGAGAGCCAUGCAGAUGUGGGUGCCCUUGGAAGUAUGCAGUGGACCCCUCUACACCUGGCUGCCCACCAUGGGGCUGAGACUGUGUUGUUGGCACUGCUGCGGUGUGGGGCUCGCCCCAAUGUUGUUGAGCAGUCGGGCUGGACACCCCUCCACCUGGCGGUCCAGAGGGGCACCUUCUUGAGUGUCAUCAACCUUUUGGACCAUGGCGCAGAUGUGCACAUCUGUAACAAGGUGGGCUGGACACCUGCCCAUCUGGCUGCUCUCAAGGGGGACACGGCCAUCCUCAAAGUGCUGGUCAGGGCUGGUGCCCAGCUGGACAUCCAGGAUGAAGUGGGCUGCACACCACUGCAGCUGGCCCUCCGGACCCGAAAGCAGAGCAUCGUGGCCUUCCUAGAGGGCAAGGAGCCCUCACUGGCCAUUCUGGGUAGUGUUGAGCCAGGAGCCCAGACAGAAGUUUAGGCUCCACCUUGCUUGGAAGAGGAGGGGUUGGUGGCGUUGAAACUUGGUUUCGGAGAGGACUCUGUCUCUCCUGCUCUUUUGACCUUGAGAGGAAAUAGGAACCUGCGUCUCAGGUGAUAGAGGGAAGGGGAGAUGUACCACUGAGGCUGUAGCUUAGAGAUGGGCCCUGGCUGCUUCCAGCCCUCCUCCAAGUCACCUCCAACAGACCCCUGGCUUCUCCCUACUUUACAUGGACUCAAGUCACCUAGCUGAGCUCUCUUUCCAGUUACAAGAUUCCUGCCCUCUGAAUACAUGGGGGUCUUUGCAUCCUAGGAAGCCUCUCUGAAGACAAAGGUAGGUUUAAGGAUGGGAAAUGAGCUCUUGCUAGCUCGCAUCUUUGUUGCUGGCCCUCCUCUCAGACUAAGGCAGGACAGAUGGACUCAAACACUUUGCCCAGGGGGCUAGAGCUCAGAGUACAGUGCAACUUCCUGCUUCCUGCCUAAAGCCUUAGCCAGCCCAUCACCACAGUGACCACAUCUUCCCAGUGGCUCUGCUUUGGCUCCCAUGUGGUCUCUCGGGGGUGAAGAAUGGACGCUCCUAACUGUAGAUGAAUGGUCCUGUGUGGACGCCAGCUUCCUGGUUCCUGGCCCCACACCCCCUAAUUUCUUUGUGCCCAGAAAUGUGUCCAGUUUCAAAUCCUGGAGUCAAUAAACCUGUGGAUCUGAA